UGGUUCCUGAGUAACUUGCUAAGUGACACCCAAACACCACGGGUCACAUCGCCUCGAAUAAACUACUUUCUCCCACUUAUACACAGUGGCUUACAUUAAGUCUCUAUCCUCUCCUGUAUUAUCGAGUAUAGUAUUUCUAAUAUGGCGGACCAUCUCGUCGUACCUAAAUAAAGACAUCUAUUCAUUGAGCUGAAAUGGUCGCGUAGACAUGAUAUCGAAGCUGCGGAGUUAUAAAAGCAAAUAAUCAGCUCUUCCAACUCUCCCCCUUUUCAAUUUUAUUUUUACCAUCCCCCCCUUUGGAAGAUUAUUCUCUUGUUUGUUCCAUUCUAUACACGCAAUGGAGAGAGACUACGACCUAGCAAAAAUCGAUGGGUGGAUUGCGCAAGGUGAGCUGACAAGGGAGCGUAUUAUGUCACGCCUCGACAAUAUCGCCCAAAGGGACGCAAUUAGAUCAGAAGACAAGCAGACCCUUCAAGCUAGUUUCGCAUCGGCUUCUAGCCGCUCUCCCUCAGGCGAUGGUGACAUCUUGACCGAAUCGGCCUUCAUCUCUCUUCUACAAUCUAAGGCUGGUCUUCCCCGAAACAUAGAGGGUGUCGAGGCUGGGAAAAUUAUCUAUGAGAUGCUUGUUUAUCUUAGCACUCUACCAUUUCCUACGCGGCCGCACCGUCUUCAAUCAGGGGGUCUCACCUUAGCGCAGAUCACUCGAGCCUUAGCCUGGGCGCUAUCGGACAGGACUAAGUAUAUCUUUGAUGAGAGUAACCACUCGCGGAUGCGGACACGAUCGGACCACGAACGCCUGGUAUUUCAGAGCUUAGCCAACAGUACUGUUCCCACCACGAUGCAAGAUGAGGUGCGGCGGCGUGUGAACGAGCUCGCUCACCGCAACCUUUUCGACGUUGACGAGUUAUAUCAUGAUCUUUGCGGGCUGAACAACGACGCUGACGGCGACGAGAUUUAUCAUGACCUACUAGAAGUAAUAUACUCGACACAGGAGGAGGUACCUCCAGGACUAGCAAACGUGCCGCGGGACAAGUUCCGGCCUAUCGCAAAGCAGAUCAAAGUGGACGAGAAACUACCAGAGUUGCAUACUCUUUCGAUUCCGGUACCGCGAUUCGAGGCAUUUGUGAAGGUCAUGUUGGCGCUACAGUUCGAGCCUGUCACUUCUGAACAGGAUGCUGUCGAGCCAUCGCAGUUUGACGACGCAGCACGGUGCAUCUGUAACGCUUUCAUACAGGACCAGGACGAACCCCAGGGUUUAAACUCGGACGCAUCUGGGGUUAUAACCUGGCCCUCAUAUUACCAAGCCCUAGAAACAUCUUCGCCGUACCUACUCUACCCUUUCUACCGGCUGCUCACACUCGCUCUUCUGGAUAAGCCUGGCACUUUUGAUAUUAUUGAUUCAUCCGAACCUAUUCCUCGCAUCCCAGUUGAUGCGGUGCUCACUCGAUCGCGAGCAAGUCAGCUCAAUACGUUCCUCGCUCAUUCCGCGUACGGUCCAGACUUGCGGCGUAUGAAAUAUUAUGUCCCAUCAAACUUACCUACACCAACCUUCCUUGCACAAGCCAUCCAAGACGUACCCGACGAGGCCAUAGUGCUAUUUGCCGGCCAGACCACAGGUACCGGGCCGACAAAAGGGGAACUCUGCGUCUUUGGGCUUUUCAGUCCGAAGCCCAAAGAGGACCGCUCCCAUAUCCUAGCUCGUGCAGACUUCAGGCCUAACGCCGAGGGGCAACAACAGUGUACGUUAUUUCAGCUUGCGCCCAGGCAGGAGUUAUACCAGGGGGUUGCCGGGGCAGUGGGAUGGAGUACCGCCGUCGGUGCUGACGGUAGUGAGGGUGUCAUAUUUGGACGUGCUACUAGUAUUGACGAUAUUGAAGGGGGAAGGGGGGGAGUAGUGCUUAUCCUUCGGGAUGGUUUAAGACGCGGGGAAGUCAGACACCAGGGUAGAGACAUCGACGUGGGUAUAAAUUCGGGUGCGGACAGCCGAGCAGGAGAAGUGACUUACAAGGCAAACCCGAGUCGUGGUGAUUGGGUACUGGAGUUUGACAUCGAUCAAAUUGAGAUCUGGAGUGAGAUUGACGGUAGCGAGUCUAACUAG
Daldinia vernicosa is the source of this 2098-nucleotide messenger RNA. RefSeq lists its product as uncharacterized. Lineage: Eukaryota; Fungi; Ascomycota; Sordariomycetes; Xylariales; Hypoxylaceae. The record is from RefSeq and is a predicted model, not a curated record. The transcript has a single exon. The coding region runs from base 338 to 2098 and encodes 586 amino acids.